This is a messenger RNA of Hydra vulgaris (swiftwater hydra), 1049 nucleotides long. The record is from RefSeq and is a predicted model, not a curated record. Lineage: Eukaryota; Metazoa; Cnidaria; Hydrozoa; Anthoathecata; Hydridae.
UAUUACAGUUAUUGUAGCAAAAUCAAUUUUAAAAACAAUAAUGGAUAUAGUUAAAGAAAAAGAAAUGCUAGGAAAAUUAAUAUACGCUUCAGCUGAAUUGUCAGUUGUAUUAGGCUCGCCUAAUACACGACUUGUCAAAAGAAAAGAAGCAACACUUUUAGAGCACAUAAACGAAUUAUAUCAUUUUAUAAAAACUAAUAAAGAUCAAAAUCUUAUUCCGAUUGAUCUUACCCAUAAUUAUUCAAGUAUAAAUCGCGUUUUAACUCACAAAUAUAACAGAAGACAAAAAAAUAUAAAUGACAGCGAUAUCCCUAUUAGCCCUUUAAUUAAUGAAAGCAUUAAUAUUAAAAAACCAAAAAAAACUAAAUAUUAACAUACCAAAAAAAUCCGAAUCAAAAGAAGAAAACAUUGAAAAACAAAAUUCAGAUAUGCCUGACUUUUUUAACAUGACUUCUCAUCACGAGGCAAAUAAAACAGAAUUUCAAGCCUAUUUUAAACCUAAUCAAGUAGCCAAUGAAGCAGAAUUUCGACCUGAUUUAAAUGAGGACUCGUUAGAGUUUCCUUUUGAAUCAAAUAAUGCAAAUCAAAUCAGCGUAAUUUGUAACAAUUCAAAUAACACAGACAAAAGUUCUAAUUUUAACCGCGACUCGUCAGAUGUUGAUUUUUUCAAAAUGGAAAAUAUAUACGGACUUAACACGCCCAUUAUCGAAACAAAUAAUCAAAGUUUUAAUAACCCUGACACUCCAUUAGAAGUUAACGUUUCAAAAUCAGAAGAUAAAUUUUAUUUUGAUACGAACGCCCAAGACGACUUGAUAUUUUUUAAAAAGGCUCGAUUAAUUGUUUUAUUAGUUAUACUUGGUUGUUGUGUAGCUUUAUUUGUUGUUAACGUAUUUGUUAAACUCCCUUUUUUACGUAAUUUUAUAAAAUUUACAAUUGUACCACCUAAUUUUGAUAUUGCAUCAGCAUUUUUAACAGCAAACGUGCCUAAAGCUUUAGCAUUAUCCACUGUAACUAAACUUUCUAAUCCGCGUCCUCUUUUUUUACGAUAA